AAACACCAUCCAAGGAAAAUUUGAAGAUUUUCACAAAUUUAAUGACUGAUAGAUUUUUUGCUCAUGGGGUCAGACGAUCCAUACAUCAUCACAGAGGUUCAAAAUAUGUUUAUAAAUUUGCUGUUGAUUCACCCACAAAUAAUUUACACAGAAUUAAAUAUUGUGGCAAAGAAGUUACAGGAACUUGCCACGCUGAUGAAGUAUCUUAUAUAUUUAAUUCUUCAUCCAGCCAAAGAUACGAAGAAGGAACUGUCGAACAAAAAACUAUUAACUUAAUAACAGAUUUAUUAUCAAAAUUUGCACAAAAUAAAAGUAAAGCACCGCAAUGGUCCAAAUUAUGGCCUGAAUGGGCUGAAAACCAAGAGCAUGUUUUACACAUAUCAAAUGGUGGCCUAGAAGUCAUUGAUGGUUUAUUCAAAGAGCGAAUGAAAUUUUGGAAUGAAUUGUAUAAAAAUGCGUCUUCUACUAUAUAA
This is a messenger RNA of Ctenocephalides felis (cat flea), 473 nucleotides long. Its product is annotated as esterase B1-like. The record is from RefSeq and is a predicted model, not a curated record. The transcript is spliced from 3 exons. Bases 42 to 473 code for a protein of 143 amino acids. Lineage: Eukaryota; Metazoa; Arthropoda; Insecta; Siphonaptera; Pulicidae.